Molecule: messenger RNA, 664 nt
Organism: Pseudocercospora fijiensis CIRAD86
Lineage: Eukaryota; Fungi; Ascomycota; Dothideomycetes; Mycosphaerellales; Mycosphaerellaceae
Exons: 3
Coding region: 151-537 (128 amino acids)
Cellular component (GO): cytosol
Source: RefSeq, a predicted model, not a curated record
GAAUAUAAGCAUCACAUGGUGCCGCGCCCUGAGGUGUGUCCAGUCACCUAAAACUAUCCUUACUUGACGGUUUCAUUGUUUGGAAAUUCAUCACCAUCAAAGCCGAACCUUCCGCAUUCCAACAGUACCUCAAAGCAAGCAAUCGACAAGAUGACCCUUAAGGACGACGCAUAUCCAUCUUCCGAGGCAUUCGAUGCCAUCGCCGCUGCUCUGGCAGACCCGAAGGAGAAGAAGGAUGCCGUGAAGCAGUGCAACGCGAUCUUUGCUUUCAACCUCAAGAACGCCCAGGGACAAGAGCAGGCAUGGCAUUUGGACCUCAAGAACACCGGCGAUGUUGGCAAAGGCCUCGCACCGGAGGGCAAGAAGGCUGAUGUCACGCUCAACCUCAGCGAAGAGAAUUUCGGCAAGCUCGUGUCUGGCAAGGCGAACGCGCAGAAGCUUUUCAUGAGCGGAAAGCUGAAGAUCAAGGGCGCCGUUAUGAAAGCCACCAAGAUGGAGCCGAUCCUCAAGAAGGCUCAGAACAAGGCGAAGCUCUAGAUGAUGAUGACUUCGGCGUUGGAUUGUGCUUCUUGAUGUAUGGUACACUCUUGGCCUAACACCUCAUGGCCCGUCGCCAUCGAUGCGACAUGUACUUUAUGAAGUGAAACUGAGAACAUAUUCACCG